Molecule: messenger RNA, 3009 nt
Organism: Penicillium cinerascens
Lineage: Eukaryota; Fungi; Ascomycota; Eurotiomycetes; Eurotiales; Aspergillaceae
Gene: pdeB
Product: 3',5'-cyclic-nucleotide phosphodiesterase PDE2
Exons: 2
Coding region: 1-3009 (1002 amino acids)
Biological process (GO): signal transduction
Molecular function (GO): 3',5'-cyclic-nucleotide phosphodiesterase activity
Source: RefSeq, a predicted model, not a curated record
AUGGUGGACCGCGUGGAAUGCUCGGGCGUCUACAUCGACGACCGGGUUCGGUCGGAGAGAUGGGUGCGCAGAAGCUCCAUUGACGCCUCGACCGUGUCAUCCGCCGGCUCCUUCACCCUACCCGAGGAGCCAGACGCACUGCAGGCCGACCUGGACCAACUGUUGGACGUGUGUAAAAAGAUAUACCUGUGCCAGAGUGGAGCGUCCUUUGCUACAAAACUCGCCGAGCUGAGCGAUCGAUCCGGCAGCGACUGUACCCCGAUAUUCGCCUUCUUCGGUAUCGAUUUUAAUAGCGACGAAUCGAGCGUCGCCCGCCGCAAGGCUAGUCGAGCGUCGUGGGCAGACAACGGUCCCCCGUCACCCGGUUCCAUUCAGCGCACCUUCACCUUUUCCUCGCAUUCGGACGAAGCACCCGGCGUGGGCCUUUUAUCAGGCGUCUCAAACGAUAUUCAAGUGCAAGGUGGCCCGAAACUCGUCAUUCCCAUCGCCAUUCUGCGCGUUCCUCGCUCGGAUGCGCCCGAGCCGACGAGUGAGCCGCAGAGUAAGACCCCGGUCACUCUAGAACACAAGCAGAUUGUGCGGUGCCUCGAUGCCGGUGCUAUCGAUGUCUUGACGACACCUCUUGAUCGCUCUAGGAUUCAGGGCCUUGUGGUCCAUGCAUACCGAUAUCAUCGGUCAGCCCAAAGGGAGAUGUCGCGAUUUCUGGCGCACAAAAAGAAUCGGAAACUCUCCUGGGUUGGUGUUCACGAUGAACAGCCGUAUGCGUAUCUGAGAGAGGCAAUGGUGUCGAAACUCAUGAAAGGAAUAUGCAAUCCGGAGGAGAUCAUUGAUGAGUUUCAAGAACGGGAAAUCCGCGUCGGACCCGACCGCGAAGCUUUCAUCAAAGAGCAGGUUGGAAGCUGGAAGUUUUCUGGACACGAUUUCUCCGAAGAUGAGCUGGUUUUGGCAGCUUGCGAGAUCAUUCAGCACGCUUUCAACUUGCCCGGAUUAGAACAGUGGCGAUUGACGCCCGGUGAAUUGCAAACGUUCUUGCUCGCUUGUCGUGCUGCCUAUAAUAACUUCGUCCUCUACCACAAUUUCCGCCAUGCGAUCGAUGUGUUGCAGUCAGUAUUUUGCUUCCUGCUUCACAUCGGCGCCCUUCCUCCUUACGAACCGAUUGGCCAAAUCUCUACGUCAAAGGCUCCCAUUGCCUCUCUUCUCUCCCCAUUCGACGCCCUCACUCUACUCAUUUCCGCAAUUGGCCACGAUGUCGGCCACCCGGGAGUCAACAACUUCUUCCUCGUCAAACUCAACGCCCCUUUGGCGCAACUAUAUAACGAUAACUCCGUCCUUGAGGCGUUCCAUUGCGCCGCCUUCUCCCAGAUCCUUCGCCGUCACUGGCCUGCAGCCUUCAAGGACAAGCAGCUUCGCAAGCUCCUCAUUAGCUCUAUCUUGGCCACUGACAUGGGUGUUCACCAGAAGUUCAUGCAGCGAAUGGGAUCUCUGCAGGAGAAAUACCACGAGAACAACAAGUCGGUCGAUGGCUGGAAACCUCAGGAUGUCGAAAUGUAUAAGACCCUUGUCUGCGGUUUGUUGAUCAAGUGCGCCGAUAUCAGCAAUGUGGCUCGGCCCUGGAUGAUUGCAGAGAAGUGGACCCAAAUUCUGCAGGAAGAAUUCGCCAACCAAGGUGAGAUGGAGAAGGAGGUCGGGAUGGAGACCGCGCUUUUUGGCGGACCGCCUGAGUUGGGCAAUAUCUACAAGCUGGCCACGGGCCAAAUUGGAUUCAUGUCCAUCUUCGCCCUUCCGCUAUUCGAGGGUGUUUCCGACCUUCUUCCCCAGUUGCAAUUUACUGCCGAUCAUAUUCGCUGCAACCAAGCGCAGUGGCAGCAGCAUGCCAAUGAUGAGCUGCGGAGACAGGGGCUGCCCGUUGAAGAUCGGGCAGAGAGCGCGGUUUCUCCUCGUUCUCAAAGCCCUCAUACUAAGGCAAAUGACGAAGAGAGCACCCCAAGGGCCGCCCUGCAACCUGUGGAUGACGACCAAGAGGACGUUUCAUCACCGGAGCCCGAUGAAAGCACGGACUCGCCUGAUGGUGCCUACAACGAGAACACGAUCGAGCCAGUCGUGUCACCUGAUACACCGGGUCCUCAAAUCGAGAUUACCGGCACGCCUUUUGUUUCCGAUGUCUCGUCAAGAAAGUCGGCAAGCGCUGUGGCGGGCGCCAUGCCGGAUCUUUCAUACUUUUCUAUCCCCGGUGCCCCACAAACCGCCCGAGGAUCCGUUGGAACAAAAUAUCAUACCUCUCUGGCUGAUUCGGCCCACUCUUCUGGAGACCCGGCCGUCUUAGCCGCUGCUCUAUAUGCUAACUCAGCUACCAAUGGUGGCAAUGCCAUGAUGAGCACCGCAGGGCAUGAAUCUAUCCCUGAAUCUAUUUCCGAGAGACCGAGCAGCUCCCGUCAAGGGGCCCCGCCGGGUCCUCCGCGUCACCACGCGCAUCACAGUUCCUCUGUUCGCACUUCUGCCCUGUCGGGAUCGAACCGCAACAGCUGCACGCGAACUCAGAGUAUCAGCGCGUAUAGCAACAACAUGACACCGAUCUCACCCGCAACCAAUGCCUCGAGCUUUUUGGCCGUGGAUAGCGGGGAUGAGAAGCGUGUGUCAGAUGAUAGUGCGCCUCAGAGCGAGAUCGGUGGGCCAGACGACAAUAGCACGCGCCCUAGCACAUCAUAUGCUUCGAAUAUUGGUGAUCAGGAGAGCAGCUACAGCCGUGGCCAUAGUUCCGGCGUGGAUGCAGCUCAACCCCAGCCCGAGAAUGGGCACCACAAAGACUUUACUCGGACAGACAUCAACGGCACUCGGAGCCCGACUCAAUCUACCACGACCGGCGAGAGUAUCAAGAAUGACGCCCCGCAGGAAACACACCACAACGGGGAGCGUGGUGGUCUGCACAGGCUCACAAAGCGCCGGAGUCGCAUUCGGCUUGCUUUCUGGAAGCGUCGUAACCACCAACACGAAGUCCACGGCGAAAGCUGA